AUGGCUGCAGACCUCGGAGAGCUGCUGGUCCCGUACAUGCCCACCGUCAGAGUGCCCAGAACGGGAGACAGGGUUUUCAAGAGCGAGUGCGCCUUUUCCUUCGACUCGCCCGAGUCGGAGGGAGGCCUCUAUGUGUGCAUGAACACAUUCCUGGGCUUCGGAAGAGAACAUGUGGAGAGACAUUAUCGCAAAACAGGACAGAGCGUUUACAUGCACCUCAAACGACAUGUCAAAGAGAAAGCCACAGGAGCUGCAGCAGGCGCCAUCCCCAGACGAAGAAAUGGAAAAGUGUUUCUCGAUUUAGAGCUAAAUCGUGAUUUUAACGGAGAGGACUAUGAAUAUGAAGACGAGGCCAAGCUCGUAAUUUUUCCAGACCACUUCGAGAUCCCCUUACCAAAUAUUGAGGAGUUGCCCGCUCUGGUGACCAUCGCCUGUGAUGCAGUGCUCAAUGCACCGUCAGCUUACAAGAAGCAGGAACCUGAAUCCUGGGACGAGGAGAUCCAGGUUUCCAAACAUGCCAGGAGCCUCAGACAGCUGGACAAUGGGGUCAGGAUCCCACCCAGCGGCUGGAAGUGUCAGAAGUGCGAGAUGAGAGAAAACCUGUGGCUGAACCUGACCGAUGGAACAGUGCUCUGUGGGAAGUGGUUCUUUGACGGGAGCGGAGGAAACGGCCACGCCCUGGAGCACUACAAAGAGACCAAAUACCCCCUGGCUGUCAAAAUGGACACCAUCACCCCAGAUGGAGCAGAUGUCUACUCGUUUGAGGAAGAGGAAGCUGUGUUGGACCCUCACAUAUCAGAACACUUGUCACACUUUGGGAUUGACAUGCUACAGAUGCAGAAAAAAACAGAGAACGGUCACCACACAGACAAUAACUCCCGGCCGCGGGUCAGUGAAUGGGAGGUGAUCCAGGAGUCGGGCAUGAAGCUGAAAGCGGUGUUUGGUUCUGGUUACACAGGCCUCAAAAACCUGGGCAACAGCUGCUACCUUGGCACAGUGAUGCAGGUCCUCUUCAGCAUCCCAGACUUCCAGAGGAUGUAUGUGGGUAAUCUUCAGAGGAUAUUCGACUAUUCACCCCUUGACCCCAGCCAGGACUUCGCCACACAAAUGGCUAAACUGGGACAUGGACUGCUCUCAGGCCAGUUCUCCAAACCACCCAUGAAAUCUGAGCUCAUUGAACAGGUGAUGAAAGAAGAAUACAAGGUAUUAAACUUGCACCAGCAGAAAGGCGUCUCUCCUCGAAUGUUGAAGGCCCUGGUCAGCCGGGGACAUCCAGAGUUUUCCUCUAACAGACAGCAAGACGCCCACGAGUUCCUCCUGCACAUCAUCAACGUGGUGGAGAGGAAUAGCGCCGGCUCAGAGAAUCCAAGUGACGUCUUCCGCUUCCUGGUAGAGGAGCGAAUUCAGUGCUGCCAGACACGCCGGGUUCGUUAUGCUCAACGGGUGGACUACUGCAUCCAGCUGCCAGCUCCCUUUGAGGCGGCCACCAAUCGAGAGGAGCUGAUGGCAUACGAGACCAAGAGGAGGGAGGCUGAGGAGAAAAUGUGGGCUCCUCCAGAGCCCGUUAGAGCACGGAUCCCCUUCACCGCCUGCCUGCAGGCCUUCACAGAGCCGGAGAACGUCCCCGACUUCUGGAGCUCAGCGCUGCAGGCCAAGUCAGCUGGAGUGAAAACUUCCCGUUUCGCCUCCUUCCCAGAGUAUCUGGUUUUGCAGAUCAAGAAAUUCACAUUUGGGGUUGACUGGGUGCCGAAGAAAAUAGACUUGGCCAUUGAUGUUCCAGACUUCCUGGAUCUGAGCAGGCUGCGGGCCACAGGGCUGCAGGCGAGCGAAGAGGAGCUGCCUGACCUCAUGCCUCCCAUCGUGCUAGCUGAAGACACCAGAGAUAACUCCAUGGGCUCCACAGACUCUCCAGAAAUCGACGAGGCGGCAGCAAUGCAGCUGGCAGAGAUGGGCUUUCCGCUGGAGGCCUGUAGGAAGGCGGUCUACUACACAGGCAACAUGGGCCCAGAGAUGGCCUUCAACUGGAUCAUAGCCCACAUGGAGGAGCCUGACUUUGCAGAGCCUCUCACUCUGCCCUCCAUAAUUGAUCCCGGUCCCUCCAUCAGCGACAGCCCUAUGGUCACCACCCCGCUGGGCAACUCGCCCCCUGAGGAGAGCAUCUCCAUCCUCACGUCAAUGGGCUUCCCCCGUGCUCACAGCAUCCAGGCACUCAAAGCAACGAACAAUAACCUUGAACGAGCACUCGACUGGAUCUUCACACAUCCGGAGGAGGAGGAGAGUGACGCUCUCUCAGAAAUGGCCGACACGGAGCCAAAUGACAACGCUUUCUCCAACGCCAACUCACACAGCGACCCCACGCUGUCUCCAGACAGAGACGCGUCGGGUCCGCGGGUCAAAGACGGGCCGGGACGUUAUGAGCUCUUUGCUUUCAUCAGUCACAUGGGAGCAUCCACAAUGUCUGGACAUUAUGUUUGUCACAUCAAAAAGGAGGGAAGGUGGGUGAUCUACAACGACCACAAAGUGUGUUUGUCAGAAAGGCCUCCAAAAGACUUGGGCUACAUCUACUUUUACCAUCGACUGUCCAGCAGUUAAAGAAAAGUUACCGCCCCUCCACCAUGCGACCUUUGAAAGAACCGCAGUCUUUCAGCCCUCAGACUGGCAGACAUCUUUAAUA
Anoplopoma fimbria (sablefish) is the source of this 2674-nucleotide messenger RNA. RefSeq names its product ubiquitin specific peptidase 13 (gene usp13). NCBI's taxonomy places the organism in Eukaryota, Metazoa, Chordata, Actinopteri, Perciformes, Anoplopomatidae. Gene Ontology annotation, molecular function: protein binding; zinc ion binding; cysteine-type deubiquitinase activity. The record is from RefSeq and is a predicted model, not a curated record. The transcript is spliced from 21 exons. Gene Ontology annotation, biological process: protein deubiquitination. Bases 1 to 2592 code for a protein of 863 amino acids.